Molecule: messenger RNA, 2022 nt
Organism: Hypoxylon fragiforme
Lineage: Eukaryota; Fungi; Ascomycota; Sordariomycetes; Xylariales; Hypoxylaceae
Exons: 1
Coding region: 677-1411 (244 amino acids)
Source: RefSeq, a predicted model, not a curated record
GCACCAUCGUCAUAGGUUUUCCUCAUUUUGGGGGGUGGAAGGGAAGGUCUAGGUGCAGCGAUGUCUAACUCGCUCGAUUAUAUCGGAUGAUAAGCUAAAAAAAGGAUUAAAAGGAAAGAAGAAGAAGCAAAAGAGAGAGAAAAGGACGAGGCACCAGGCCUGAAGAGGAAUGGUUUGGGUGACACGGCAGAAAAGAAACGCAACAGCAUUUAAAAGCUCCGGAAAUUCAUGACAUCAUAGCCUUACCAUCCAGAUCCAGAAGAGAUCUAUUGCACCCUAUUGCAUUUUAUUGCACGCAUAAUCCCUGAUCCUUACUUCCGACGGACCCCUUGUAUUUUUCGAAUAAGCGGCGCAUUUCUUCCCAUGCAAAGUUCAGUUUUCGAUGAUGGCAUUCCGCGUACCAAGUGCCACAGACCGUUGGACUUGUCACUUGUUACAUAGCUUGUGUAUCACGAUCCCCAGUUUUGUAUAUAGGGAACCAUGCACCCUACUCUGCGGAAACCUUCCUCCCUCCCUAUCUACCUACAUAGUGGUAAUAACAUGCUUCAUACAUGAAUAUCAUCUAAAGACCAAAAUUCUCAAUAUCACAUACAUACACCAUUAACCCCUAUCUACAAGCCAAACCUUCCCCUAUUUGACCCCCAAAAAGAACCAAGUAAAAGAAAAAAAAAAGGAAAUGGGCAAGAAAUUCUCCCCCGUCAACCCGCGGGGCUACCUCCCCUCGCACGCGCACCCGGAGCACCGCUCCCACCGCAAGGAGAUCGAGAAGGAGCACCCCUUCGGCUGGACUGAGCCCCUCGUCCUCGGCAUGCUGGGCAUCGGGCUCGCGUGGAACAUCGAGAACCAGGUCAAGAAGCACGAGGAGCGCAAGGACCGCGAGGAGGCGGAGAGGAGGAGGGGCGGGAGGAGGAGUAAGAGUCAGGGUGGGGUUGGGGGUGGAAGGGGGAGGGGAAGGAGUGAGAGUCGUGUUGGUGGUGGUGAGGUAGACAGGGAGAGGGAGAGAGACAGUGAUAGGUGGAGCAGCACCCGCGCCGGCCACGGCGGCAAUGGUGGCGGUAGUGACCACAGCACAGCAAAAGACACGGUCGAGCUUGAGAGAAGUCGACGCAGCAACUACAACAACAACAACAGUAACAACGACAAUACCCGGCGCGACCGCGACCGCAUCCGCUCCGCAGACCUAGGCCACCACCAAGACCUCCUCCGUAACCUAGAAGACGGCCGGCUCUACGAGCAGCAACAACAGCCGCGAUACGAGAGACGGGUCGAGGAGGAUGACAGAUACUACCACAAUGAUCCCCGUCACGACGCUGCUGCCAACUACGACGGCAGGAGAGAACGAGAUGGGGAUCGGGCUCGGGACGCGAGUUCGCGGCGCCAUGGGAGGAGAAGUCGGCGGGAUUCGUUUUAGGCGGUUGUCCUGAUUUGAUGUCCUCUCCCCUUUUUUUUUCACUCUUUUAUGGGCUGGGAAAGGAAGAAUAAAAGGGGACAUGAACAAACAAAACAAGCAGACGAAUAAAGCACACUCGCUCACUAGAGGCAUUUUUGUUUUGGGGGGGGUGGUUUCACUUAUAAGCAAGCAAGCAACUGAUAUUUCUCGACUAUUCAAAUAUGAUAACGACGACCAUGGUAACGACAAAAAUAGCAAAAUCUUUUUUAGGAUGAUGUACAGGGAAUAAAUGAGAGAGAGAGAGAGAAACAUGAGGAAUACACGGGAAUCAAGGCAGAAUAUGAUACGACAGCAUGAUCAUCAUCAUUACCUAUCAACAUUCAUCAAGGUUCCUCGGAAAGCAAAGCUUGCAUUGAAAAUUGGAAAACGGAGUCGUGCAUGUGUGGAUUUAUAUAUUUCAUGACAUCAUCAUCAUCAUCAAAAGACGGGUGGGCAUUGGUCAUAAGGGGUUUUGAUACAUGCCUACCUAAGUAGUCAUGUCUGUUCUAGUUACUAUGUAGGUACGCACAAGCUACCACACGAUCUUAUGAAUAUUUAGAAUGCAUAUCAUACCAAACUAUACCAUAACAAAG